Racocetra fulgida is the source of this 1119-nucleotide messenger RNA. Lineage: Eukaryota; Fungi; Glomeromycota; Glomeromycetes; Diversisporales; Gigasporaceae. The record is from the annotation of a GenBank genome assembly.
AUGUCAACAAUGACACAAUCAAAGUCUUUAUUCGAUUUCCCUAACAAUGUUGAAUUUAAUUCAAAGACUUUAUUCGAUAUCCCUAAUGAUGUUGAAUUUAAUACAAAGACUUUAUUCGAUAUCAUUAACGGUAUUAACAAACCAUUCAAGAUUCAAAUGUUUAAAAAUGAUAAUAGUCAAUACAUCAUUUCAUUUGUUAUCGAGGAUAAAAUCUAUAGUUGUACUCUGCCCGAUGCAAAAGAAGUCAAACUAAACGAAAAAUGUCGGGAUAUCAAUUCCUAUCCUCUUUUUAGGAUGCUGAUUCAAAGCAUUUUUCAGUUAAUCGCAGACCAUUUGGGAAAGAAACGAUUCAAAAAUCAAUAUGUUUCCAAGAUUACUGGAAAGAUGUGGCAUUCUUCCAAAGCAUUUCAAAGGGAAUUCCAAAACUUUACAAAUGAAGUAAACCUUCUUCGCCCUAAGCCUCAAUUUGGGUUUAGACCUUCUCGUUAUGACCCGCACCCAAUUCGAGAUCGUUCCAAUAGAAAUGAUAAAAAAAGCAAGAUUUCUAUUGUCCCUUCCUUUAUUAGCGUUCGACAUGUACAACAAGAUGCAGGUUCGUCUUCCGAACUUGCCGAGUUUUACAACAAUGGUUCUUCCGAACUUGACGUGUUUAAUAGCAAUGGUUCGUCUUCCGAACUUGGCGGGAUUUACAACAAUGGUUCUUAUUCCGAAUUUGGCGUUUAUAACAAUGUUUCUUCCGUACUUGGCGAAUUUUAUAACAAUGGUUCUGAGUGGCCAAACCACACUUCUAACAAGAAUAACACGGUUGAUUGCCAUAAACAGGAUGACAGUUUAAGCCCACCAACUAAUGAAAGCCUUGCUCUCUCCAAUAAUUAUCCAUUCGAUCCGUUAGCUCUUGGAUUUGAAGGGGAUGAUUUUAAUUAUAUUUUAGAUUUCCUUGAGGCAAAUCAGAGUGCUAAUGUUCCAUUUGGUUCAAUGCAAUAUGUUAAUUCCUCAAAUUUCAAUAAUAAUUAUGGCCCAGUUCCUCAAUAUAAUGUACCACAUUCAAACUUCCCAGCAAGUUUAGACAUAGAUGACUUUGGACAAAACGGACAAAACGGACAACUUGGACAUAAUUGA